AUGGCAAAACGUCAGGCGAUAGAGGCAGUCGAUCGAACAUUGCAAGACAUUAUAGGUGUUAGUCUCCCAUUUGGUGGAAAGAUACUAGUUACGGGGAGAGAUUUUAGACAAGUGUUGUCGGUUAUUAAACGCGGAACUAGAGCACAGAUUGUAGACUCCAGCCUGCGGAUGUCGCCUCUUUGGUAUUUGACUAAAAAGAUGCGGUUGACGAUAAACAUGAGAGCGCUAAAUGAUCCAUGGUAUUCUGAUUUUCUUUUAAGAGUUGGUGAUGGGUCUGAAGAAUCAAUCGAAGGAAGCUAUAUCCGCAUACCAGAUGACAUGACAAUUCCUUUCAGUAAUCCAGAAAACUCUAUAAAAGAAUUGAUCGAUGCAGUCUUUCCGUCAAUUCAAAGUAAUGUAUAUUCUUCUGAGUAUAUAAUCUCUAGAGCAAUAUUGUUCACUAAAAAUGACAGUGUUGACGAGAUCAAUGAUCAAAUGAUUGACAUGUUCAAGGAGAUGAAAAGGUUUACUAUAGUUUCGAUGAAGUCGAAGACGAUCGCCACAACUUCUAUCCGGUCAAGUUCUUAA
Helianthus annuus (common sunflower) is the source of this 567-nucleotide messenger RNA. RefSeq lists its product as uncharacterized. The transcript has a single exon. Gene Ontology annotation, molecular function: DNA helicase activity. The record is from RefSeq and is a predicted model, not a curated record. NCBI's taxonomy places the organism in Eukaryota, Viridiplantae, Streptophyta, Magnoliopsida, Asterales, Asteraceae. Gene Ontology annotation, biological process: DNA repair; telomere maintenance. The coding region runs from base 1 to 567 and encodes 188 amino acids.